CCUGUCGCUCUCUCUCGUCUUCCUCUCAGUUCCUCUAAACCUUUCACGUCAACAUGUCUUUCUUCAAGCGCAAGGAAAAGAACCAGAUCCCGCCAGUCCAGUCGGAGCAGGCAGCUCGCGACGAGCUCUUUGGCGCGCGCGGCGGAGGCAACAGCUCCUCCCCGCGUCCGCCCAACGCAUACCCUCGCUCGACGUCGAGCACGUACGUCGCCAGCCGCGACGGCGACCCUUACAACACUCCGUCUGCGGUGCCGCCUCCACCCACGAACUACAGCGACCGCUACACGCGCCAGAACGCCGUCGGGGACGUGUACUCGCGCGGGCAGGGCAACAUCGACCACGAUCGCAACGAGCUCCUUGGUGGCUACAAGCCCAAGGCUGGCGGCUCAGGUCGUUUCUUUGACGAUGGACCCGGCGGAGGACAGGGCCCACCGCGGCGUGGGACCCCGCCGCCCGGCGAGGAGAACGAUGAGGAUGUGGAGGGCAUCAAACAGAACAUGCGUUUCAUGAAGCAGGAUACCGUCAACUCUACUCGUAAUGCUUUGCGCCUGGCGCGUGAGGCGGAGGAGACUGCGCGCAACACCGUCGGCAAGCUUGGCUCCCAGUCAGAGAAACUCGCGGACACCGAGCGCCACCUGGAUGUGUCGAAGGGCUACUCGCUGCGCGCUGAGGACAAGACGGACGAGCUCAAGAAGUUGAACCGCUCCAUCUUCCGCCCGGCGAUCACCUUUAACAAGGACGCGAAGCGCGCAGCACAGGAGGCGAAGAUCCAGGCGCGCUACGAUGACGAGCGGGAUGCUCGCGAGAAGGCCAUGGGUGACAUCAGGGACACGCAGGACCGUCUCGGGCGCGCAGCCACAUACGGCGCGCGGGGCGACGAUGAGGAGGGCAUCGGAGGCGGGAGCGGCCGUUUCCGCACCCAGUCGGAGCUUCAGCUGCGCAAGAACCAGCGUGCGAAGUACCAGUUCGAGGCGGACGAGGAAGACGACCAACUUGAGGACGAGCUGGACGACAACCUGGACGAGAUCAUGGAUGUGACGAAGCGGCUGAAGGCACUCGGUUCAGCUAUGAGCUCGGAGCUCGACACGCAGAACGAGAGGAUCACCCGUAUCACCGACAAGACGGACAGGCUCGACAGCCACAUCUUCCGGAACACUGAGCGGCUCAACAGGAUCAAGUAGAUGGUCUGUACGGUUGGUGGCUAGGGCCGUGUGCUAUGCAUAGCUAUGAGGUUGGUUGUUUCUUUUUGGAUGGUAUAGGGCGGUUCUGGGUAUUUAUAAUACAGACAAAGACGCAUGAUAGUGUACGCGUCAGACACUUCAAUCCAGUAGCAUCUGUGCGAUGGCUACGUUGUUUCUCUUCGUCCUCCACCGCGAAGAAUAGUGCUUCGUGGUGUCCUCC
This is a messenger RNA of Trametes versicolor FP-101664 SS1, 1401 nucleotides long. RefSeq lists its product as uncharacterized. Lineage: Eukaryota; Fungi; Basidiomycota; Agaricomycetes; Polyporales; Polyporaceae. Gene Ontology annotation, cellular component: SNARE complex; plasma membrane. Bases 54 to 1181 code for a protein of 375 amino acids. The record is from RefSeq and is a predicted model, not a curated record. The transcript is spliced from 3 exons. Gene Ontology annotation, molecular function: syntaxin binding; SNAP receptor activity. Gene Ontology annotation, biological process: exocytosis; vesicle fusion.